AUGCCCGCUGCGUGUCAAUUUGGGUCUCAGUUUGCGUUCUCGUGUGCGGCUGUCAGCAGGCAGGCAGCGGCAGCAGGUCCGAGCCGAGCUUGAGGAUUCCUGCACGUAUUUCAUCACACGAGCCUCUGGAGACGUGGCUUUACGUUGACAUUGUAGAACCUUUUCAUUUGGAUCGUGGGGCCACUAAACGUGACUUUAAUGCAACUUUUCUUUUGGUGUGCGCCGUGGCCGCUUCAUCAUUUGACAAUCCCGACAAGAGUAGAUUAUUAUUUUUUUUCUUUUUUUGAAGAUGUUCCUCAAGAGGUGCGUUUUGCUGUUGAUUGUGUUCUGUGGGGUUCCGGUGCUCGAGGCUCACGAGUGCACGCCGUGCCAUCUGCGGACUUGCCCCGCCGAGGCGACACAAGGCUGCGACGGUGGGCGGACCGCGGCCAAGGAUCCAUGCGGGUGCUGCGAGCAGUGUGCCCGCCUGGAGUGGGAGCGGUGCGGGGGGCCGGACUGGACCCACGGCUACUGUUCCCUGGGGCUGACGUGCGCCUCUGUCAACUCGACUGGUGGCGCGGCCAUCCCUGAAAUUGGAGUCUGUAAAGUGUUUCCGGACCAUCCGGAGGCCGGCCUGGAAGACCAGCGAUGCCCGCUGAUGACUGGCUGCGACAGAGCAGAUGGUCAGUGUGUUUGUGAUGCCAGGCACACCUGCCUCGGAUCUUUCACCUACCAAGACCAGGAGACUUGCAUGAAGGCCCAUCCAGAGGGUCGGAACCAAGAGCCGCGGGAAAGACACAGGCAGAAGUAUGUGGGACCGUCCGACCCGGCCUGCAUGUUCUCUGGAUGUAACCUGACCACUGACGGCUGUGUGUGCGAGUCUCAGAGCUGCAGCCACCACUUUGCCUUCAUCAACCGCAGCCAGUGCCAAGAAGCCGCAGAGGAGCUAAGGUGUGCCAGCGUUACCUGUCCUGCUCCCCAGGUGUCGUCGUGCCCAAAAGGCUCAGUCCUGACCAAGAGUUACACGCCUCCUGCUGGUUGCUGCCCCUCUCUCCCACCCCAGUGCACCUGUGACUUUGAGGCCUGCCGCCAGCCUCAUUGCCCAAGUGGACAGCGUGCUAUGCCACUCAGCAAGGCCAACGGUCAGCCUGGAGACUGCUGUGAUGUCUUUGAGUGCCAGAAAGUCUCCCCUAAGUGUGUUCACAACGGAAAGGAGUUCUCCGAUGGAGAAGUGUACCGCAUGGAUCCUUGCUGGCUGUGUCAAUGCCGAGGAGGAAUCUCCUUCUGCUCCAAGGCAGAGUGCGCUGAGCUUGAUUGUGAGAACUUCUACAUUCCUGAGGGCGAGUGCUGCCCUGUCUGCAUAGAUGUGGAGUUACUGUCAGUGGACAGCACCAAGGCGAGCUGCUGGGUGAACAACAAGCUGCGAGCCCACGAGGAGCAGUGGAAAGAGGACGACUGCACUUUCUGCCAGUGUGUGGAUGGCGAACCGCACUGCACAGCCAUGGCCUGCAAGCAAAGCUGCCAGAAUCCCGUCAAGAUACCUGGAGAGUGUUGCCCCUUCUGCGAAGAACCUUCCUAUGAAACUGUCAGCCCCAUGCUGUGUCCUCCAUUGGAAAACUGCAGCCUUUCUGAGAAUGACUGUCGUUACGGCUUCUAUCAAGACAUCAAUGGAUGUCUGCUCUGCCAGUGUCUCAAUAACGACUCCUGCCCUGACCUGGGAAAAUAUUGUUCCCUGCAAUGCCCCAUGGGAUACGAAAGGGACAACUUUGGCUGUGAGGUGUGCGAGUGCAGUAUCCCCGUGCCCAGGUGCCGACCUUUGACCUGCACCAAGACCUGCCCCUAUGGAUUUGUCCGGAACAAGCACGGGUGUGAGAUGUGUCGCUGCGUCAAGUGCCCCCCCUUCACCUGUGACAAGCACUGCAGUGACGGCUACAAGCAGAACAAGAAGGGCUGCUCCAUCUGCAUGUGUCAAGAGAACGUUCAUUCCCCCAGCACCACCGCCCCGAUUCCAGUUCCCAGCUUUUGCUUUACCGCUAAUGGCAACCGAUACGAGGAAGGCGAUAGCUGGCACGAUGGCUGCCGCGACUGCUACUGUCAUUCUGGAAGGGAGAUGUGCGUGCUCAUAUCUUGUCCUGUGCCCAGCUGCGCUCACCCAGUCAUGAAGCCUGACCAGUGUUGUCCCAUGUGUGAGGACGAGUCGGGUAGUGGUCUGCCGGAGGGGAUGGACAUGGUGGUCUGCAGAGCCCCUGGAGGGGAAUUCUAUGUGGAAGGGGAGACCUGGGACCUGGACGAGUGUACACGUUGCACCUGCAGACAGGGACGUGUCCUGUGCGACACUGAAGUUUGCCCACCGGCUCUGUGCCAGACAACUACCAAGAACAAGGACACCUGUUGUCAUGUGUGCCUAGAGGAGACGGAGAGUCCGCUGCUGCCAGUGAACACCAGCCAGCAGGAGUACUGCAUCACCAACGAUGGAGACGUGCUGCUGGCGGGAGACUCCUGGAAGACCAACGCUUGCACCAGCUGCAUCUGUAACAACGGCACCAUUCAGUGUUUCUCUCAGCGCUGUCCGCCUGCCAACUGCAGGGUGCCCGUCUUACGCAAGGGCCAGUGCUGCCCGUACUGUCUCGAAAUGACGACAUCUGCGCCAGUCUUGUUGUCGACCGUCGCCCCAAAAACAAGGGUCACUACAAGUGUGCGGCAGGCUGAUGAGAAUGCGGCUGUCACAGAACCGCCCAUUGUUGCAGACACAGAUGAGCCCGUUUUGGGUGAAAAUUACCCCAACCAAACAGAGAUGGCUCUCAUCUACCAGUCAGCUGCCUGGAUCCUGGCAGGUCUCCUCCUGGCCAUCAUCAUCUUCCUCAUUGUUGCCUUGCUUAUCAACAAGAAAAAGAAGUGGGUGCAGAUGUCCUGCUACAGUGCUCCAAAGAAGACCGUGAUCCUGAAGCAUGUGAACAAGAACCAGGUUGUUUAUAUGGAGCCCUCUAAGGAAAACAAGUUUCAGAAUGUGAAGAACGACUGUGGGAUUCAUUUCUCCCCUGAGAUGAGUUCUCCUUGUGCGGACAAGAUGACCAUCCCCAGAGCCAAGCUGGCAAACAACUGGACGGCGCGCUAACGUCAGCCAUCAGCAGAUCGGAGCUGUCCGCCACCUCAUGCUCUCUCUCGUACUGCUGUUAAUCUAUGGUGACUUGUGCAUCCACACACACUCACACACACACCAUGGAAGCCGUCUGCUACCCACGCUUCUCUCUAUGCGACUGGAAAACAAGAGGACUCCCCACGUUGCAUACAAAAACAAUUUCAUGUGACCUUUCUUGUGUGUUUGGACCUUUUCCAGCAUGGACACCAACAUUGUUGAUGUGAGGUGCUGGGAGGACACACAGUCACUCUGCUUUACUGCACAAUCACUGAGACUUCUCAGUCACUCUGUAACUACAACAUUGUAACCUUAACUUUUUCUUUUGCCUCUUUUCGGACUACAAGGGGAGGAGAAAUGUUCUCGGGGGGGGUCAAGCUCAGAGGUUUACAGCAUGCUGCCCCUCUCAGUGCAGCAGUGCUUCAUGGAUGUUGUCAGUACAAUUAGCAGGAAGGCCAAAAGAACUGGUAAUCCACUUGGAUCCACCAAAUUUUAACAGUCCAGCAGGUUUUAUAGACACCCUGCAUUAGAAUGUGUGGUUUCUGUUUAGUUUGUGUAUAUUGCAGCAGUACUGUAUUCAUAUUCAUGUUGUUCGAGGCCGAAUCCUGUUUUUUGUCGAUAUCUUCUUAGGUCCAAAUAUAUGCUGGUUGAAACAUUCCCAUCACCAUGUGAACAAACCUCACAAAAUGAUCCGUAAGAAUUCCCUCAGGAAUCUUCAAUGUCAAACAGAAGCUAACAGUUUUUCCACAACCUUAACAUGCAGCAGCCUGGUUUUCAGAUUUCAUCAUAUCUGGAUGCUAAAUCAGUGAUGGACGUCUAGGAAGAAUGUUAUUGGCAGUAGAGGAGACAAAAAUGGUGCAGUUUAGAAUGGUUUCAUCUAAACUUUUAAGGAAUGUCUAAUGCAACUUCAGAACUGCAAAUAUGUGAAUGUUGCCAAUGAUUCCUUGUAAAGCCUUGAUGCUACAGCCUUAAAGCUUUGUUUAUAACCUGUUUAAAUUGAACUGCUUUGCAAGCCCUUAAAAAAAACCAAAUGGUAAUAAUCACUAGUUAUUGAUGUCACCAGGCAGUUACAGUUUUUUUAACGCGUUGGAAAAAGCAAACCUUACAGAGAAACGCCAGCUCGUAUAAAGGAGAAUAGUAUCUCUCUUGUUGCUAACGCCUCCAAUGUAUUGGACACAUUUAUUACUAAUGUUGUGGCUUAAAAUAACGUCAUAACUGUAAUGAGGAUCCAGGGAGCAAAUGGAAAAAAAAAAAUUCCCUCCACAACUUUGAACAGUAAGGCGGAAUAUAAGGGCCACAAAAAGUGUUAUGAGAAAAAACAUUUUUAGCUAGACAAAAUAUAUUUUAAUCUGAAAAAACAGGACAGUAUUAUGAUAAAAAAAAUAUCUUGAUAAUGUUGCUAUUUCAACACAUUAAAUAUUUAAAAUUUCUUAUACUAAAAUGUAACUUGACAAGAUCCUCAACUGUUUUAGUGUGGCCCUAAUACUCUGUAAAAUUAUGGGGAGAGAUUGUCUCAAAAUUGUUGACACAAAUAUAUCUGCGAUUUACACAUCCACCAAUCUUCUGUACUGCUUAUCCUCACUGGGGUCGCGGGCCUGCUGGAGCCUAUCCCAGCUACCUUUGGGCGAGGUACACCCUGAACUGGUCACCAGCCAAUUGCAGGGCACAUAUAAACAACAAACCUUUCACACCUACUGGCAAAUUAGAGUCUUCAAUUAACCUACCAUGCAUGUUUUGGGGAUGUGGGAGAAAACCCACGCAGGCAAGGCCGGAUUUGAACCCCCGUCCUCAGAACUGUGAGGCUAAUCCCAGCGUGCCGCAACUACGUUACGUUUGUCUCAAAAAUAAAUGCGGGUGCCCACUGAUCCACAAACGCACCAACAAUUUACAAACAGAAUAGAAUAUUUAAAAAUAAGUCAUAAUAAAUGCCCACACAACAUUAAAAAAAAACACAUUCAAAUCACAGAUGUAUUUGUGGAUUUGAAAAACGUGAAUUGCAGAUUUGUGUAAAUAAUUUUGAGACAAAUCUCUCCCCAUAUAAAACAGGAUAAUAGUGUUUGCACCUAAGAUUACAACGAGCGCAUGUUUUUUUUUUUUUUUUUUUUAAAGUAGCACUUUCCGGCUCAGUUAUUUUUUUUUAACUGCCAUUGCAGGAUUCUUAGAGGGAUAAACAUGCUAAUCAGGGAUUUGAUGGGCGCAUUAAACCACCCCAGUAAACAGACCUUGUUCAAGCUGGAGGAUCAGAGUAGAAUUCAUUUUUUCAAUCAGCACUCAAACCAGUCCUAACCUAUCUCGCCACAACAGAUUGUGAUGCCAAAAUUGGUAGAUUGGUUUAUAUUGUGUUUUAGUGACUCAGUAGGUUUGUUUGACUUAUGAUCAUGUGCUUUAAAAUGAAGAGUGUGAAAGAUUCCCUGUUCUUUGUUCUACUUUGUGUAAAAAGCUAGCCUAAAUUAGUUGAGCAGAAGAGUACCCUAUUUAUUUUUUCACAUAGCUUUAUUUAUUAAUACUAAAGUCUGAGUUUUUUUUUUUUUUUUGAAGUAUGAAUUUUGGUAGCCAAAGCUGCUGUACAAUUUAGAGCAUUUACACCAAUCUGCUAUAUUCAGUACUGCCUUAUUUAUUUCUCUGUUCCAAGCCCUGUAAAUAAGUGAAACUGUAACCUUUACUCAUUUUGAGAAAUAAACGUGUGAAACAGU
Molecule: messenger RNA, 5808 nt
Organism: Phyllopteryx taeniolatus (common seadragon)
Lineage: Eukaryota; Metazoa; Chordata; Actinopteri; Syngnathiformes; Syngnathidae
Gene: crim1
Product: cysteine rich transmembrane BMP regulator 1 (chordin-like)
Exons: 15
Coding region: 290-3094 (934 amino acids)
Cellular component (GO): extracellular region
Molecular function (GO): protein binding; serine-type endopeptidase inhibitor activity
Source: RefSeq, a predicted model, not a curated record